This is a messenger RNA of Cavenderia fasciculata, 942 nucleotides long. It is a transcript of the gene bxdc1, whose product is annotated as brix domain-containing protein. NCBI's taxonomy places the organism in Eukaryota, Evosea, Eumycetozoa, Acytosteliales, Cavenderiaceae. The record is from RefSeq and is a predicted model, not a curated record. Gene Ontology annotation, molecular function: rRNA binding. Gene Ontology annotation, cellular component: nucleolus. Bases 1 to 942 code for a protein of 313 amino acids. Gene Ontology annotation, biological process: ribosomal large subunit assembly; maturation of LSU-rRNA from tricistronic rRNA transcript (SSU-rRNA, 5.8S rRNA, LSU-rRNA). The transcript is spliced from 3 exons.
AUGUCAUCUAUCAAACCAUCAAUCGAUAGAUCAGUCGGUCGUUCGAGACAAAUGUCAAAGAGCGCAAAAGCAAAGGCCUUUUUAAGAAGUAAAGAAUCACAAGAAGUCGAACAUUAUAAACAAGCUAUGAUGAUUAGAGGAAAAUGGUCAUCACAAAUCAUACAAAAUGUUUUAAAGGAUUUCUACAUUUUAAAGAAACCAAAUGCCGUUCAAUAUAAUAAGAAAAAUGAUAUAUACCCAAUGGAGUCUGCCGAGUCGAUAGAGUUUUUGGGAGAAAAGUCGGUUAGUGGCUUGUUUGCAUUUGGAUCACACUCUUAUAAGCGUCCACACAAUUUGGUGAUCGGACGUCUCUUUGACGACUCGGUCUUUGACAUGUAUGAAUUUAGUGUACUCAACUACAAGGGAAUGGAACAGUUUCAAGGUGCCACCACCUCUAGACUUGGCAACAAGCCAUGUUUCAUAUUCAAUGGUGCAGAGUUUGAAAACGACCCCAUCACCAAACGCAUUGGUAACACUUUUCUCGAUUUCUUCCGUGGACACGUUGUCGAAUAUAUCAAUCUUGCAGGUCUCGACCAUGUCAUCAUUUUGACUGCUGUCAACGGUCGUAUUCUCUUCCGUCACUACAGCGUUCUUUUCAAGCGUUCCGGUACCAAGGUACCACGUGUAGAGUUGGAAGAGAUGGGUCCAUCAUUUGACCUCGAGCUCCGUCGUAGCAAGAUUCCAUCGGAAGACGUCGAAAAGCAAGCCCUCAAAAUCCAUCGUUCCGUCCAACCAAAGGUUGUCAAAAACGUCGACAGCAACGAUCUCGGAGAGAAACACGGAAGAAUCCAUCUUGGCAAACAAGAUUACAACACCCUUGCCUUCAAAAAAACCAAAGCCCUCAGCAAGAGAAAACAAUCAAAUCAUCAUUCUACCGCUUCUCAUUCUUCAAACGAUAUUUAA